Molecule: messenger RNA, 915 nt
Organism: Alternaria infectoria
Lineage: Eukaryota; Fungi; Ascomycota; Dothideomycetes; Pleosporales; Pleosporaceae
Exons: 2
Coding region: 1-915 (304 amino acids)
Biological process (GO): carbohydrate metabolic process
Source: RefSeq, a predicted model, not a curated record
AUGAUUGGCGACUACGCGAAAUCAGAUACUGAAGACGAAGAAUUGCAGGACCUGGCAAGCAAUGUCUUUGCGACUGCGUUGCUAAAGGCGCCGAUCAAAAAUCCAGACGCGAGUAUUGAUGAGCUAUGUGCUUAUAGCACAACGCCAACUGUCGGCAACACGACUUGCCAUCAGACUGGGUACACGAAGAUACUCGAUCCGGAUACCAACGAGCCUCACACAUUCUAUCCGCUUGGCUGGUACGAUAAUGGGGGGUCCUAUCCCACCAGGCCAGAUCCUUAUGACUGGCUGGACGGCUACUACGACGAUGAUCUCUGGUGGGCGUUAGCCUGGAUCAAUGCAUACGACGUCACCGCCGAUACCGCUUAUCUCACUCUCGCGGAAGGCAUAUUCCUCGCUGUAUCGCGCACCUGGGGUACUUACUGCUCUUAUGGCGGUAUCUACUGGAAUUGGGAAAGGGACUACGUAAACGCGAUCGCUAAUGAGCUCUUCUUCAGUACAGCUGCGCAUCUGGCCAACCGCGUCCACGACGAUAAAAAGAAGACUCUGUACUUGUAUUGGGCGGAGAAAAGUCUGAAUUGGUUCGUUGGAAGUGGUAUGAUCAACGAGCAUGGUACAAUCAACGAUGGACUGACGGAGGAUUGUGCCAACACCAACAAGACUGUUUGGUCAUACAACCAGGGUGUAAUCUUGGGAGGUUUUGUCGAGCUUUACCAAGCUUCAAGCUCACCCCACUCCGCAUACCUCGUUCUCGCAUCGGAAAUUGCGAAUGCGGCGCUUGUCGCACUUGCGGACGAAAAUGGCGUUCUACACGACGAAUGCGAGCCGGACUGUGGUGCCGAUGGCGCCCAGUUCAAGGGCAUCUUCAUGCGUAAUCUGGCCAAACUUCACGCUGUGGCACCGGAAAAAAAAUAA